AUGUCGACGAAUGCUUCAAUGUUUCUGACAACAAUCGAUGGAGACGCAGAUCUGACCAUACUUAACAUAUCGAUUAUACCCUCUGAUCAAUGUGCUACCGACGAACAACGGGCAUCGAAAUGCUGUUGUGGUGAUGAUUUCUUCUACGACUUUCCAACAAAAAAAUGCAAGGUCUCGAAAAAUGUUGGCUUCAUGUUUGGUCGUAUAAACAGCAGUUGGUCGCAUGUGGUAGUCUAUGGUUUCAUAUACCCGUUACUUGUGAUCACUAUGAUGGCACCACUUUGUGCAAUACUUCUUGGAAUGGGGAAGCGCGAGAAGAGGGAAGGUGACCGCAGAUAUGACGCUCAGCGUUGUGCUCCUUUCAUAUUGAUGCUAUGCGCUGAGACGCUGCAAGGAUGCAUUGAUGCCGGUUUAGAGACACAGUUUCGUCGCUUUACUAGUUUGCAGCCGAAUCCCCUCUACCAAAUGAUUUGGCUACUAUCAUUCUGUGGUUGGAUCAGUUUACUGGCUCCAUUACCGUUUUCAACAUGGUACUAUAUUGUCGGUGAUGGAGCAAGAAGUUUCAAUCAGUCACUAGUGAUGUGUCAUAUGUUUCGGACAACGAUGGAAGCAAUUCCGAAUACGGUUGAUACGAUGAUGACUCUUUUCAGUGUUGUUCUGGGCGGUGGAAGAUUUCUGACACAGUACCAUCGGAAUACACUCAAAUUGCGAACAAUUCAACGAUUUUCGAGAGCCAUAUGGACGAUUAUCUUCGUAUGUGUAUCGUUAGGAGUGCUGCGAUUUUUCGAACACGGCAGUGAUGUGUAUCAAUUUUGCUUAGAUACCGAACCAGGACCUUAUUGGUCAAGUCGAUGUAUGGUAACAGAUGGUGCUUUAUUGACCAUAGUCAAUCGCCGAUUUUGGAAAGUUGCGUUACCGUUGAGCGAGUUUAUAUUCCAGUUCAUACUGCCCGGUUUUUUGUUGCUUAUGCUGCAUAUUGCGUUCAUUCGUGAACCUCGCAUUGAUUUUGACGAUACACACAAUCGUUUUGGACGUUCACCUCGCGAUCAAUCUCGAAUUCUUAUCACUGCAGUUACAGUCGCAUUCCUUGUUACGCAAGUCCCUACGGCAAUUUUCACUGCGCUAUCGUUGGCUGUGAAUCUCUUCAAUGAUAGUUCAUUUCGUAUGUUACUUUGUCAGUUUUAUUCUCUUAUCGAAUUCACGAAUCAAUUUAAUCGAAUGCGAAUCAACUUCAUAUUGCGAUGA
Anisakis simplex (herring worm) is the source of this 1245-nucleotide messenger RNA. NCBI's taxonomy places the organism in Eukaryota, Metazoa, Nematoda, Chromadorea, Rhabditida, Anisakidae. The record is from the annotation of a GenBank genome assembly.